AGGCAGUAUUAUUAACAAAUUUUUUUUGGUUAUAUAUCGCGAAUCGAUUCGUCUUUCAAUGCUCUCGUAAUGUCACGACCAAGACUUAGAUGGCGCGAAGUACGAGAAGAAUAUAACUCUGAUUAAAUACGUGUGCAAUUUAGAGGCUUAAGAAAUGGGAGAUCCAUAAAUUCUAUACUGUCCUCUAACGUACAAAAAAUUUGCAUCGUCACAAGCGCAGAAUAAAGAUCUCGAUUGUCCGAAAAGUUUCUGCCAUUGUUUCUUAAAGGUAACGUAGAUUUGAUCGUACUUCGUUUCUUGUAUCCAAAAAGAAACCAAUAGAUCGAUUAGUCAGACCGUUUUCGCGUCGCUCAGGAUACGUCAAAGAAUCGACUCCUCCGCGUUAUCGAGUGAAAGUUACUCGUUAUUACUUUCCCCUUUUUGUUCCAAAGAAUUAUUAGACUUUCGAUAUUUUUAAUCGAACUGCAACGAGAUCGUGGGAUAUCGUCGUUGCGCAACGAUCGAUAUUUUUGAUAGAGAAGUCCUGUUCCAAUCGCAGGAUUGCACGCGUUAUCGAGAUACUCUUGGAGCGGUUGCUAAGUUAAUUGAUGUUUACGUAACACAAUCGAUACGAUCGUGAGCCGUGCAACGAUUCAAGUUCGUGGAAUUGAAAUACGUAACAAACGAGGAGUAUCUUAUUUAGGUUCACCGUUCAAAGUCCUAUGCCAGAUUAAUACGAGUUCUUGUUCGCGUCUUAAUACAUUCUGUUACCUAAAAGCUAAAACGGAAGGCAAAUGUUUUGAGCGUCUUGCAUGGAAAUGAGUAACGGUGCAGAGGAAAGAAAAUAGGGUAGAGAGUACGUCUAGGGUCUAAUAAUACGGUAGAUUCUUCGAUGAACUCAUAAAUGAUGGUCAUCCCUGACACCGUGAUAGGCACAUCAAGUAUCCAUUAAAGAGAUCAUGAACAUCGACGUGUACGGCAAGAGCCUAAGGAGGAGUAUAGCGGGAGUCUAAGGAAAGCCUAGCAAGGACUAGAGAAAACUCGAGAAAGCUUAGAAAGUUUAACGAGAAAUUAUGCAAGGGUAUAGAGGAGAUUAAAUAGAGCCUAGAUGAGCUUAACGAAUUAUCUUAAAUGUGACUAAAAUUAAAAAUCAACUAAAACGACUAACAUAAGAUAGUUGGACGGACAUUAUAGGAAAUGUUGGAAUUGCGAAUAAUCUUGUGACCAAUCGUAAACUCAUUUACUUUGCUCUAGAAAUUAAGAGAGAAAGCGACAAGUACUAAACGAAGAAUGCUCAUUCAUUAGCUAGUUUGGCUUAUUGAUAUUCGACGAACGAACGAACCGGUAGUGUAAAAGAAAUUUGCAUUCUCGCAGAAGAAAGAAAGAUCCUUGUGGCGCGGCUACUUUUUUGUUUUACGUUUGGAAACGCUAAGGAAGUUAGAAACAUCAUUGUAGCUUCUCCGUGCUCGCGUGUUUGCACUAGGGGACAACGGCCACUACGUAACAGACUUCUGUAAAUACGCUACAGUUGAAAAGUACGCUUUAAAAAUGUAGAGUCUGCACCGCGUAAGUAGCGCGUCUCGCUGCUUCCAUUUCUCUGUUCCUUCUUGAAAAAUGUGGGAGCACAUAGCGUCCGAUUCAUCGUAUAAUCGACGAUUAAACCCGAUUAAGUCGCGCCUCUCGUUUGAUGCAUACGUGGAAAGAAUUUCACGGUGAACGCGACUCCGUGUCCUCGAGCAACCAGGCAAUGCUGCAUGCGUCAGCAAGAUGACUGAAAUUGCAGAACGAACGGAGACCGUAGAUGACUACGUUCCCGUGAUUCUCCGAUAGAACUUUGCUAUUCGCCUAGCCGGAUUCUUUAUCUUAGUUAUCUGUUGCUUAAUCGCGCAACCCGAGUUUCGUUCCGAGUUACGUUUUUUAAUCAGAGAGAAAAAGACGCGAUGUAUAGGGGUAACUUUCGGCGAAACGAUUGGUAAAACACGCGUGAACGAUGGAGUUAUUCGAUGUUUCACAGAGAAUCGACACGUUAUUGUUGUCAGCACGUUGUUGCUACGUUACAACUGGCCAGAACAAACGGUUUCAUGCAAAACCUUUUCUCGAACGACUGCGGGAGACAGCUGCGAUUCGCAUUCUGUGCUUUCGUUCGCGUGUACAAGGUGUUUCAUAACGCGUACCCUCCAUUUUUCAUAACGAACGAAGAACACCAAAAUAUUUCCGUAUUUUCCAAUGAUUUCUCGGCGCAACUACCGAAAAGAUGUUCGACGUAUUCUCGACUAAUCGUGCAACACCGACAGUGUAGGCCUAGCCCGGGCGGUGUCGGUGACAACGGUGUCCAAGGAGUACGCGGUAAAGGCCUGCCACACGUUAUCUACUGCCGACUUUGGCGUUGGCCGGAUUUGCAAUCGCACCACGAGUUAAGGGCAAUCGAGCAUUGCGAGUACGCGUUCACGCAGAAGCGGGACGAAGUCUGCGUGAAUCCGUACCACUAUCAACGAAUUCAAACACCAGUUUUGCCGGCUAUCCUCGUGCCACGGCAUAAUUUAGCCGGGGACGAGUCCGUCCUUUACAACACUUCCCUCGAAGAACUCAGCGUUAGCGUACCAGAAAACACCAACUUUCACGCGACCUUAAACCAUCAACACCACAAUCAACAGAGUAUAUCGCAGUCAUCGCAGCAGCAGCAACAGCAACAGCAGCAGCAACAGCAGCAACAGCAACCAAAUAAUCCGUAUCAAGGAAUGCAGAGCAUGCAGGCUACAAGUCCGGCUAGUGUCGGUAGUUUAGGAAGCGUUCAAGGUUCGCCGCAUCCGGCUCCUGGAUCCAUGGAUCCUCCUGCCGAUACUCCUCCUCCAGGUUACAUAAGCGAAGAUGGCGAUAACAUGGACCACAACGACAACAUGUCUUUGUCCCGUUUGUCUCCCAGCCCCGUAGACGCACAACCGGUUAUGUAUUGCGAGCCAGCUUUCUGGUGUUCGAUAAGUUACUACGAAUUGAAUACGAGAGUGGGCGAGACUUUCCACGCGUCUCAACCGAGCAUCACGGUAGACGGAUUUACAGAUCCAAGUAACUCCGAACGCUUUUGUUUGGGACUAUUGUCGAACGUGAAUCGUAACACCGUAGUCGAACAGACAAGACGACAUAUCGGGAAAGGAGCUAGACUUUACUAUAUCGGUGGAGAAGUAUUUGCGGAGUGUUUGUCCGACUCGAGCAUCUUCGUUCAAAGUCCUAAUUGCAAUCAGCGCUAUGGUUGGCAUCCAGCUACCGUUUGUAAAAUACCACCUGGCUGUAAUUUGAAGAUCUUCAAUAACCAGGAAUUCGCUGCGUUGUUGUCGCAAUCGGUUUCUCAAGGCUUCGAAGCGGUGUACCAACUGACUCGCAUGUGCACGAUUAGAAUGAGCUUCGUUAAGGGUUGGGGAGCGGCGUACCGUCGACAGACCGUCACAUCGACUCCUUGUUGGAUCGAGUUGCAUUUAAACGGUCCUUUACAAUGGCUCGAUAGGGUACUCACGCAGAUGGGUUCACCGCGUUUACCCUGUUCCUCGAUGUCAUAAGGUUGCAUGCCUUUCUCCUUCGUGGAUACGCGACAAACACGGGCACGAGAAACGAGGAGCGACUCGUGCGUCGUUAUCGUCGUCAUCGUCAUCGUUCAAUGGUUUUCCUUAACGCGAGUUCGUGCUUUCGUUCGGAUUCUCAGCAAUGAUCAGCUACAGUGACAAACAGUGCAAGAACAAAGGUACGAUCGUUGUUCUCGUGAAAUCUGCUAGUGUUAUCUGCUCCUUUUGAUAGUGUAAAAGCAAGACCUUCAUGUUCGAUGUGUUCGAAGGAGAAUUAUUUGAAAUAGACGAAAGAACUCGACGAUCGAUCCGUCAUGAAAACGCUCAAAAGUGCCGAGAGAUCGCGAUGAUUUGUCGAUGUUUCCCUCGUA
Molecule: messenger RNA, 3904 nt
Organism: Megachile rotundata (alfalfa leafcutting bee)
Lineage: Eukaryota; Metazoa; Arthropoda; Insecta; Hymenoptera; Megachilidae
Gene: Smox
Product: Smad on X
Biological process (GO): cell differentiation; positive regulation of transcription by RNA polymerase II; activin receptor signaling pathway
Cellular component (GO): heteromeric SMAD protein complex
Molecular function (GO): RNA polymerase II cis-regulatory region sequence-specific DNA binding; DNA-binding transcription factor activity, RNA polymerase II-specific; I-SMAD binding
Source: RefSeq, a predicted model, not a curated record